CUCCAGGUGUUUGCUAAUUGCUGCUGUCGCUAGUUUGUGGAGCUGAGUGGAGGUGUAACAGGGGGAGAGGUGAUCUGUGAGACGGAAGCUCAGAAGCUUUGAGCUCUGAGGAGGAGCUGCACUUCCGAAAGCGGAGGAGGCGCACCUUUAGUUCCCCCGGGCGUUGCGCAGCUGAAUGGUUGUCACGGGAGGUUAAAGGAUUUCUCAACCACGAAUUAAAGAAUCAAGGCAACACUCCAGUGGGCCAACAUCCAGAGGUCCAAACAGGGAUACAGAAACCAGCUGACUAAGAACCAAAAUAAUAGCAAGGGACGACCUAGUUCUUUUACUGGAAGGCCAAUUGUUUGCUUUUGUGUUUCUGCUUCGUCAUCAAGAGCAACGCUUUUCACAUCUGUGCCACAAAAGCAACAAUAAAUUCUGGAAGGCCCCAGGCUGAUAUGAUAGGAAGGGCGAGGGGCCCGGGGCAGGGACAGCUAUUUCGACUAUAGUCAUUGCUUUACACUGUUCAGUCUAGCAUGAGACUGCUAAGGGUGAGCACCCAAGUUUUCUCACAUUAAAGGUGCUGAAGCACUCCAGGGUUACCAUCAGCCCAGAGGAACCAGGCCAAAAUGUUCAAGACCAGGUUCCACCGUGAGGUGCGCAAGGAGAAGUACGAGCGCUCCGAUGUCUUUGAUGAAGAAACCGAGGACUCUGAAACCCCUGCAGGCGUCUCAGCCAUCCAGGGCUGGGAGAGCCUUCAGGAGCUCAACAGCCGCUUUGCCCGGUACAUCAACCGAGCUCGAGUGCUAGAGCAGCGGAAUGCCGUGUUCCGCAAGCAGCUGGAGACGCUGCAGCGGAUGGAGGAGGCCAGUGGCCUCGAGGAGGCCUUCACAGAGCAGAUUGAAAACAACAGGCAGCGAAUCAGAGAGCUGAGCUCAGAGCACGGCAAGCUGGAGCGGGAGUUGAGGGAAGCUUGCCACAUGCUGGAUGACUAUACCAACAAAUACAAAAGUGAAUGUGAUUACCAAGAGCGGCUGCGGGGCACUCUGGAACAUUUGAACAAGGAAGCUGACAGUGCUCUGCUAAAGAAUCUGGAGUAUCAGAUCCAGUCUCAGUUCCUGCAGGAUGACAUCAAUUCCACCAGAGAUAGAAAUAAGAAGGACCUUGCAGAGAUCGAAACCUACGUAAAUAUUUUGCAGCAAAUCAACCAGACACUUCCCUUUGCUCCCAAUGUGUCAGCUGGCAUCUCCGAGGAGCAGGAGAAGUUGCUGGCCCAAAAGAAAAUACCAGGGCUGCAGACUCAGCUGGAAGAGUACAAGAGCGCCCUCUGUCAGCUGCAGAUUCAGAAGCAACGCUUACAGAGUGAGACUGCAAUGUUGGAGCAAACCAUCAAAAGCACACAAGAGAAUUAUGACAAUGAGAUCCAGCAGUACAAUGAGAACAUUGAAUCUUUACGGAAGGAGAUUGAGGAAGCUGAGAAAUCAUUGGAAAAAUAUAUCAGUGACUGUCGCCACCUGGCCAUGUAUCAGACAUCCCUCGAGAACGAGCUGGAGCGUUACAAGAGGAUAAUCGAGAACGAAGAUAACAGGUUGAAUUCUGCCAUAAUUGGCACUCCCAUUACCCUGUUUACCACUAAUUACCGCUACACUCACACACCCAGUGCAUCAAGCAGGGGGAGAGAUAUCACCCAAGCUAUCCAAGAUAUCACAAACAUAAAGCCUAGACAGAAGAUACUGGCUAAAAAGGUCUUGAAGAAGAAAGAACUGACCCCAAAAGAUGUCAUAGACAACAGCCAGGAGGAGAAAAACACAGGAGAGGGUGACAAUGAAGAAUCUAGUGUGGUCUCAUCUGAGGAGGUGCAGGCUAAAAGGGUAAAACAAGAAGAUCAAGGUGCUGUGCUCCCUGGAGUUUCUCGACAGGAUGUCCCAGAUGGAGCGCAGAUUAGCAAAGCCUUCGACACUCUUUGCAACAUUGUCAGAGACAGAAUGAGAAAGUACCAGAGACCUGAGCCAAUCGCUGAUUUCUACACUAAAGGUCGCUAUGUCCUUGUUACUGGUGAUGGCAGCUACUUGGAUCCCUGCUUUUACACUUCCACUCCGUCAGCUGGUCGCAUCUUUGUCACAAUAAGAGAUGGGAUGAUGUAUCCUUAUGACCCUCAUGGACGUGGCACACCCUCUCCUCCACCCCGUCAGCCCCUGGUGGACCCCAGCCCUCUCAGGCCCACACUGCCUCCCAAUGCAGGAGAAGAUAACACUGGUGGAAAGGCCAAAGACAGCGGAGGAAGAGGUAAAUCUAAUAAUGGAGAGCCUUUCUCAAAAGAUCCAAAUCCCUUGUCUCCACCGUCGGACUCAAACUCCCAAGAUCCUGUGCCUGGGAAAGACAUGCCCAAGAAAAAACCCGCAGCCCGUGGUGGCAGCAGUUCUAGUACCGGUUCCAGCACCAGCACCACCAGCUCGAGUAGUUUCAGCCCAGACACCAUGACCUAUGAAAAGGUGGAGGUGGUGGAAUCUGUGGAAAAGUUCUCCAAUGAUCGCAAAGUCAAAGGUUACGAGGAAACCUCCAUGGUGGUGGAGACCAUGAUUGAAAAGUCGAGCAAGAAGAAACGUUAAAAACACAUCAACUGUUGGCUGCAAUGUGGUCCAGGCCCUUAAAUGAGAACACAGUGUUGCUUUUAACUAAAUCCAAAAUGACUAACAACUAUGUUUCAGUCUCUUUGGGACAUGCAUCCUGCAUGAACCCCAACUAAACCCUGAUAUUCCUCUUGCUUGCUUCAUGUCUCUGCUCCUGAGUCCUGGUUGCAUUUCAAUUGUGUUCAGCCAGCACCCAUGCCAUACGUCCUUUACUGUCUGAAAACUUGGGACAGGAUUAAAAGCUCUAUGCCACCUGAAAAAAAAAAAGAAUAAAAAUUUUUCUCAAAAAGAGUGAGAAGUUGUGCCACCGAUUUGAUGUUCUCUUUUAGAACUCUGGCUUUCCCCUCUUAGCUUAAUUGUUUAAUUGGAUUCCACUUUCUGCCCUCAGCACUAUUUUGCUGUGUAUCAAUUGGAUUUGAUAUACUGAAUAAUAAAAGACUCAAACAGCUAAAGUUUUGCUUUG
Molecule: messenger RNA, 3072 nt
Organism: Gambusia affinis (western mosquitofish)
Lineage: Eukaryota; Metazoa; Chordata; Actinopteri; Cyprinodontiformes; Poeciliidae
Product: filensin
Exons: 9
Coding region: 609-2588 (659 amino acids)
Biological process (GO): lens fiber cell development
Cellular component (GO): cytoplasm; intermediate filament
Molecular function (GO): structural constituent of eye lens
Source: RefSeq, a predicted model, not a curated record